GAUUCUAGAUGUAAUAGACAUAAGCCGUGAUUAAGUUAAGUACCUCCGAGGUAUCUGUAUGUCUAGGUAGGUAGAUUCCACAUUGGAUGCCAUAUAUUUUAUCAUGAUGAAAGUCGGAAUGCCCCGCUGAAAACAAUUAACAAGCUUAUCGAUAAAAAAUCAGUCAUCGAAAAAAAAGAAAAAAAAAUUUACGGUUCAGAGUCCCUUGCAAUCCCAUGCCGGCGCAUUUCAACUAGCUCAAUCAACUUUGAUUUUUUUCACCUUUUUAAUCCUACCAUAAUAAUUAUAACCAAUUCUGAAUUCCGAAUUCAGCUUCUGCUCACGCCAGCUCCCUCACCCCCUGCGCAAUGGCAGACAACGCAGCUUCAACACUCACGUCGCCGCCCGACAAGAAACUCAAGUCGCAUAAGAAACAUAAACGACAUCGUGAAGCCGAUGGUACCGAGGGCAACGAGCGAAAGCACAAGAAAUCCAAAAGCAGCAGCAAUGCUCCUGCUCCAGAACCAGAAGAUCCAAUCCAGAUAGAGGCCAAGUUGCCUGACGCGCUUAUACCAGAGACCGAAGCAAACGGCAACGACAGCAAAGCAGGAAAGAAGAAGAAGAGGCCAAGACAUAAGGAUAGGGAUCAAACUACAGACAAGACAGAUGAGCACCAAAUGGCGCAAAAUGGCGCAAUGGACGGAAGCACCUCCAAAAAGGACAAGAAAAAGUCAAAGGAACAUAAGAAGAAACAUGACAAGAUCAAUGUGGAGUCGUCAGUCAUUCCAGAUAGUCAACCAGUUCCAGCAAUACAGGACCAAGAGACAGAGGAUCCCGAACCGGAUUCUAUGGACAUCGACUCGGUUCCAGCCGAGACUUCUAAUUCUGACGAAUUCGGACAAAAGCCAGCGGCCAGUGAAUACCCCUUCUUCACACAGACCGUUUCACAGUACCUCCCUCUAUUUCCAUCAGGUUUAAUCGAGCCGAUAGAAGGUUUUGCGGACCAGCAUCUGAGACCUUUGCUCAAUCGUUACGUUCCAAGCUUUCGUGGUGUUCUACUAGCUUAUCGAAACCCCCGUAUCGGAGAGGCACCAGGUAGGGGGUCACUGACUGAAGAAAGCAAGGCGAAGGACACCGUCCUACUUGAGUCCAUCAACGAAUAUGCGGUAGCUUUCGGGUGGCUGACGGUCGACGUGGACCUGUUCCGUCCGUCUCGAGGCGCGUCCAUGGAAGGUAUAGUGAAUCUACAAGGCGAGGGCCAUAUCGGAGUCGUCUGCUGGGAUAUGUUCAAUGCUUCUAUCGAAGCGGCGCGAUUGCCUCAUGGCUGGCGCUGGGUUGAUUUGCUGUCCAAAGACAAAGAUAAAGGCAAAGACAGAGGCAAGGGCAAGAAAGCCGACAGGGAGAAGACAGCCGAGGAAGCCAAACUCCCGACACCCGAACCCUUUGACAACCCCGACGACGAUACUACUCAGAUGCAUACUACCGGUUACUGGGUAAAUGAGACCGGGAAGAGAAUACGAGGAGGGGCUAAGAUCUACUUCCGGAUCAAGCAUUACGAAGUUGGUAUCAGCGGCGAUUACGGAUACCUAAGUAUCGAAGGUACGAUGUUGGCCGAGGAAGAAGAGAAGGCUAAGAAUGCCGAGGAGAUGGAGGUCUUAAGACGACGCAGGCUGAAGCACGGCGGCGUAUUACGGAAAGAGCAGAAGCGCUUGCCUGAAUUCAGCAUGACCAAGUUCGGUGUGAAUGAAACCGAAGACAACGAGGCUCAGCGUGCCCCUAUACAAUGGGUACCGAGUCGUCCGGGAAGUGACACCGAAUAGGUAAACCAUAAAUACAUGUAUAAUCUUUCUCGGACGUUUCGGAGUAGGCGAAUACUGGCGUAACUAGGUCGGCCGAAGAUUAUCGAAACUGCGGCUAAUAUCGAUAUGGUUAUGAAAAGAGACGUAGUUGACUAGGUCGGCGUGGACAAUAAAAGGGUCAAAUUGUGGUCAACGUGAAGUUGGAAUCUGAAAGAAGGGGAAAUGCUUCAACCAAUACCAAGUUUUCGGUGUGCAGCGUUUUCGCUUGUCUAUUAAGCAAACCUCUUAUUAGGUAUAACUCUAGGUUAGGCCAACAC
Molecule: messenger RNA, 2095 nt
Organism: Daldinia loculata
Lineage: Eukaryota; Fungi; Ascomycota; Sordariomycetes; Xylariales; Hypoxylaceae
Exons: 1
Coding region: 348-1799 (483 amino acids)
Biological process (GO): DNA-templated transcription initiation
Cellular component (GO): RNA polymerase I complex
Source: RefSeq, a predicted model, not a curated record